Messenger RNA from Leishmania mexicana MHOM/GT/2001/U1103, 354 nucleotides. RefSeq names its product putative cytochrome b5-like protein. Gene Ontology annotation, molecular function: heme binding. The record is from RefSeq and is a predicted model, not a curated record. NCBI's taxonomy places the organism in Eukaryota, Euglenozoa, Kinetoplastea, Trypanosomatida, Trypanosomatidae. Bases 1 to 354 code for a protein of 117 amino acids. Gene Ontology annotation, cellular component: membrane; intracellular membrane-bounded organelle. The transcript has a single exon.
AUGGCCUCUAACUACAUUCACUUGAGUGAAGUGGAGAAGCACAUCACGGAAAAUGACCUGUGGUUCAUCAAGGAUUUAAAGGUGUAUGACAUCACAAAAUUUGUGGAUCAGCACCCGGGAGGCGUCGACACACUUCUCAGCGUAGCGGGCAAGGAUGGCACGAGCGAUUUCAACGCCGUGGGCCACUCAGAGAGCGCCGUGGAGGAGCUUGCGCGCUACUACAUCGGUGACGUGCACCCAGACGAUGCGGAUAAGGUUAAGCAAGCCUCCAUCACGGCAGCGAACAACUACUUCGGUAUCGCGGUGAUACUGGCGCUCGUUGCCAUUUGCUCGUUCUUUAUCUUUCGUCCUUGA